Amphimedon queenslandica is the source of this 2878-nucleotide messenger RNA. Its product is annotated as ER membrane protein complex subunit 1-like. Gene Ontology annotation, biological process: protein folding in endoplasmic reticulum. Lineage: Eukaryota; Metazoa; Porifera; Demospongiae; Haplosclerida; Niphatidae. Gene Ontology annotation, molecular function: protein binding. Gene Ontology annotation, cellular component: EMC complex. The transcript is spliced from 17 exons. Bases 20 to 2827 code for a protein of 935 amino acids. The record is from RefSeq and is a predicted model, not a curated record.
CAUUCACACGUGCUCCAUUAUGCUCAAAAUUGUUCAUUUUUGUCUCUUUUCUCUUCUCUUCCUCCAGUCUGUUCUCUCUCUUUAUGAAGAUCAAGUCGGUUCCUUUGAUUGGCAUAGGAGGUUUCUAGGUCACGUGACCUGGUCUUCAUUAGAGCAAUCAACCGGGGGUAGAAGAAAAGUCUUACUAGGGGGCCCCCAGGGGGUCAUCGGAGCUGUUAAUGCAGGGCCUGGAUCUAUUGCCUGGCGACAAGAGUUGGGUGGACCCAUUUAUGAAAUAUUACAUCAUCAGUCUACGCUCAUCACUGUGUCAGGUGAUAGUCACAUGCUACUCAAAGCCUGGCACACUGACACUGGAAUAUUUAAAUGGGAAGUUCCCUUAUCCUCUAGAGCCACACCCACAAAUCAAUGGCCAUCCUCUGCUAAUUGGAGGCCUAAUGGGGUAUCAGUGAUAGCGUGUGGAGUUAAAAAAGAUCAGAUAGCUGUUAGUAGUGGUGGUAUACUCUCAGUUCAUUCGUUAAGAUCUGGCAAGGAACUAUGGAAUAUGCAGCUGGAUUCUGAUGGUUUGUUGUGUCAUAUGGAGUCAUCUGGUGGUGAGAUUGAGCUGGUUUAUCUUUUGAACGGAGAACUCAAGUUUGAAAGGAUCAGUAUGAGCAAUAGGGAAUCAAAAGUUUAUAAGAACGUCAAUGCUCAAUGGUUAACGUUAGAUACUCAGUGUACUGUCACUGAUGGUGGGCUGGUUGUGUGCUGGUCUUCAUCAUCAAAACAGUUUUAUUUACUGAAAACUGAUUCAACAUCAUUCGAACCACUCAAUAUGGAGGAUAAUUUGUCUUCAUUGUUAUCAAGUGAAGUAUCAAUUACUGAAAUAACUGGAGAAGAUAAUUACUUACUAGUUGAUGAUACACACAUUGUGUCUAUUGAUGAUUCAUCAUUGAAGCUAUCAUUAUAUUGUACUGGUUGUAAGAUGGGCACUGGCUUUAAUGAGAGAGGUGACACUGCUGGCGUGGUGGUGAAGUGGGGCGGGUCUAAUGGAGGAUUGGUAGUGACUCCAUCCAUUAAUAACGAGAAAGGACAAACUUUUACUGUUCAAUCUAGCGUUGAACGAGGAGGUGUGGUCAAGAUUGAUGUAUUCAUAUUAUCAAAGUCUGUGACUGAUUUGUCCUGGAGAGCAGUUGUAUUUAGAGAUGACUCUAGCGUUAGUUUCAUAUCAAGCAAUGGUGAGCUAGUCUGGUCCAGAGAGGAAGGACUGGCGAGUAUCGUUGCCAUGGAGAUGAUGGAUCUACCUUCGUCUCAAUCUGCUGCCGAGGGAUUUCUCUCCCUCCUUGAAGAGGACUCGAACCCGUUCCUUUUAGCUUAUAAACGGGUUAACUUCCAGUUGGGACUGGCCCGUCAGUUUAUAGAAGAUGUUAUUAAAAGAGGUGUGGCUUCUAUUAUUAAACCAGUGAGCAGCGAGGAGCUAUUAAGGGAUGAAUUCAACACUCGUAAAGUGAUUGUAGCCAUUACCAGUUAUAAUACAAUUUAUGGAAUUGAUUCCUUAAAAGGUAAAGUUGUCUGGCAGCUGUACCUGCCUAAGCUCCUCCCACUAAUUAACGAAGUCUACAUCCUUCGUUCAUCAGUCCAUCCACCUCACCCUCCACUGGCGGCCAUUGUAGGCGUGGCUCCUCAUUGUACUGGCUCUGUCGUCAUUGAGUUUAAUCCUAUCAGCGGAGAACUGACCAAUCAGAAUUGUCUACCAUACUCUGUAAAGCAAGUAGUGUUACUACCAAUGACUGAUCCCACCCACCAGCGGAAAUUGCUCUUUAUCAGUCAAGAUGGAGCCAGCCAUUGCUAUGGCAGUGAUUGUGGAUUACAGUCUACAACACCUGUGUUUUUGUAUACUGCCGAUAUUAAUAGUGGGACACUAGAGGGCGCGGCUAUUACAAGGGCGGAGUCUUUACCAAUACCAGCAUGGAGGACUGUUAUUCCAAAAAAUGAGAAGAUAUUAAAAGUUAUCAACAAUCGUUACGGCCACACCCACUCGUUAGGACGGGUUAGGUAUGAUCGCAGUGUCCAAUACAAAUACCUUAACCCUCACUUGGUUGCUAUGGCAACCCAAACAAUCGGCCAAUCAAAACCUAAUAUUAAUAUUUAUUUAUUGGAUGUCGUCAAUGGGGGAGUGGUCCAUCAUGUGACCCACAAGCAAGCAACGACUCCUGUUAAUAUUGUAUUGUGUGAGAACUGGAUUGUGUAUACUUAUUAUAACAUAAAAGCUUAUCGGACCGAACUUGUCGUCACGGAACUUUACGACCCAAGGAAUGAAACAGAGUCCAUUUGGUCUUCACUGACUCCUCCUACACUUCCUCUUGUUACCAGUCAGAGCUACUUGCUUGGAACUGGUAUAGUUAGUCUGUCAGUUACAGCAACACAAAGAGGAAUAACUCACAGAGAUCUGCUUUUAGGAUUAUCUUCCGGACACAUUGCCUCUCUAGAUAAGGAAAUAUUGGAUCCCAGGAGGAAUAUAACUCCAAACCAAGAAAUGAUGGACGAAGGACUGCCCAUUUAUAUUCCACUGAUUGAUUUCAGUGCAAAGAGACUAAUCAAUUACAAUCAAACUGUGACUAAUAUCAGAAGCAUAGUGACCAGUCCCACGGGAUUAGAAUCAACGUCACUCGUAUUUGCAUACGGACUGGAUUUAUAUUUAACUCGCGUGACUCCAUCAAAGCAGUUCGAUGUCCUAGCGGAAGAUUUUGAUUACAAGUUAAUUGCACUUGUUGUCGGAGGACUCACUCUAGCUACGAUUGUCUCCUCUCGACUGUCCGCUAGAAAAAUGCUUAGUUUGCUUUGGCAAUAAAAUAAACUAAUUUUUCCGUGUGUAAAUUUAAUCAUUAAUCUGUUAGCUUAA